Messenger RNA from Panicum hallii, 269 nucleotides. RefSeq lists its product as uncharacterized. The transcript has a single exon. The coding region runs from base 18 to 269 and encodes 83 amino acids. The record is from RefSeq and is a predicted model, not a curated record. Lineage: Eukaryota; Viridiplantae; Streptophyta; Magnoliopsida; Poales; Poaceae.
UGUGUGGUAAGGUGUCAAUGGGGAGAGGCAAGAAGUCUUUCUUUGCGUCCCUGUUCGGGAGCAAGAAACAGGGCUCCGGCGGGAGGCAGGAGGCGGCGGCGGCGGGGAGGCCGCCGCAGAGGAACCACCCGGGGACGAGGGUGCGGCCGAGCGACGACGACAACUACUACGGCCAGUACUGGUACGCCGAGCGCGACAUCGACCGGAAGGCCUCUGAGUACAUCGAGAGGGUGCACCGGGGGAUGAUGGCCAGCGAACAAGACGGAUAG